GUAUUUGCAGCUUGAAUUUGUCCUUUGCUGUUUUUGCGAGGCGGAUGGAGGAUCAAAAAUGUCGGUUAAAGGGGGUGGAACGAAAAGGUUUUAUUUUAACACUGUCUUAUCCCUUGCUCGAUCUCUGGCAGCGCAGCAGCAGGCUCCAGAAGAAAAGGUAAAGAAACUACAAUGCAUGUGCCCGGUGGACUUUCGUGGCGUCUUCCAGCUGGACGAGCGGCGCAGAGAUGCCGUGGUCGCCCUGGGCAUCUUUCUGGUGGAGUCUAAGUUGCAGCACAAAAAAAUAAUCCUGCCAUACCUGCUCGCGCUGCUGAAGGGAUUGCCUCGCGUGCAAUGGAUCGAGGAAAGCACCGAACGAAAAGCCCGGGAGAUUCUCCCUGUAGCAGAGAAUUUCUGCUUUUGCCUGGUCACGCUACUGUCGGAUGUGGCACAGAGAGACGAGAACUCGCGAAGCCAGAUCUUGGAAGCUGUGAUGGACGUCAUGCAGGCUCUGCGCGAGAUGUGCCUGACGCCGGAGAGUCACGAUAAAGAGUACCUGUGCAGGUACACGGUUCCCUGCCUGCUGGGCGUGUCGCGGGCCUUCGGUCGCUAUAGCAACACGGAGGAGCCCCUGCUGUCGCGGCUCUUCCCGCGGGCGGGGCCGGUGCUGGCGUGCGCGGCCGAGGAGGGGGAGGGCGUGCGCCGCCGGUCCUUCAACGACUUCCGCUCCAUCCUGCCCAGCUCCCUGCUGACCGUGUGCCAGGGGCAUACCGCCAGCACCUCCGAGCAGGCCAGUCCUGAAAGAGGAGGGCUGCCCCCUGGUUCUCCUGCUGAGCCGUCUGCUCAGUACUUUGAAGGGUCCUACCUCCCCGACGGCAGCGCGCUGGACCCGCAGUACUUCUUCUCCACGGUCAGCUCCAGCUUCUCGGUGUCGCCGCUCUUCAUGGGCAGCGGCGGGACGGAGUUCUCCCUCCCUCUGGACACGCUCCGGGCCCUGCUGCACAUGGUGAAACAGUUUGUGGCCGAAUCAUUUUUGAAAGCUGUGGACGUGACCAUGGCUGAGCUUGCAGAGGUCAAUCCCAGCAUCGACCUGCACUAUAAGACCUUCAGCGACCCGCUGUAUGUGGCCAUGUUUAAAAUGCUGAGGGACUCCUUGUAUUAUAUGAAAGACCUGCCGACCUCCUUUGUGAAGGAGGUGCACGACUUUGUCCUGGAGCAGUUCAGCAGCAGCCAAUCGGAGCUGCAGAAGAUCCUGCACGACGUGGAGCGGGUGCACAGUGACCUCAGCCCCCUGAAGCUGCGUUGCCAGGCCAACGCCGCCUGCGUGGACCUGAUGGUGUGGGCCGUCACCGAGGAGCAAGGGGCAGAGAACCUUUGCACCAAACUGUCAGAGAAGCUUCAGUCAAAGACCUCCAGCAAAGUCAUCAUCGCACACAUGCCUCUGCUCACCUGCUGUCUACAGGGUCUGGGACGUCUGUGUGAGCGGUUCCCCGUGGUGGCGCACUCUGUCACCAUGUCUCUCAGGGACUUCCUGGUGGUACCCUCACCCGUGCUGGUCAAGCUCUACAAGUACCACAGCCAGUACAGUGCAGCAGGCACCGGCGAGAUCAAGAUCAACGUGACCAAUGAGCACUCACAGUCCCUCAACCUGCUGUCCAAUCGCAAGGGCCAGCCCUCCAUGUACGAGCAGCUGCGCGACAUCUCCAUCGACAACAUCUGCCGGUGUCUGAUAGCAGGGCUCACCAUGGACAGCGUCAUCGUGGAGGCCUUCCUGGCCAGCCUAUCCAACCGCCUGUACAUCUCCCAGGAGAACGACAAGGAGGCCCAGCUGAUCCCAGACCACACCAUCCGGGCGCUGGGGCACAUGGCGGUGGCGCUGCGGGACACACCGCGGGUGAUGGAGCCCAUCCUGCAGAUCCUGCAGCAGAAGUUCUGCCAGCCGCCAUCGCAGCUGGACGUGCUCAUCGUCGACCAGCUGGGCUGCAUGGUCAUCACCGGCAACCAAUACAUUUACCAGGAGGUGUGGAACCUGUUCCAGCAGAUCAGUGUGAAGGCCAGCUCUGUGGUGUACUCUGCCAAGGACUACAAAGACCAUGGAUACAGGCACUGCUCCCUGGCUGUGAUCAACGCGCUGGCCAAUAUCGCAGCCAACCUGCAGGGGGAGCAGAUGGUGGACGAGCUGCUGGUGAACCUGCUGGAGCUGUUUGUGCAGCUGGGCCUGGAGGGGAAGAGAGCGAGCGAGCGGGCGAGCGACAAGGGCCCCGCCCUGAAGGCCUCCAGCAGCGCCGGUAACCUUGGCGUCCUCAUUCCUGUCAUCGCCGUGCUGACCAGACGCCUGCCAACAAUCAAAGAAGCCAAGCCGAGGCUGCAGAAGCUCUUCCGGGAUUUCUGGCUGUACUCCGUCGUCAUGGGCUUCGCCGUGGAGGGGUCAGGGCUGUGGCCGGAGGAGUGGUAUGAGGGGGUGUGUGAAAUCGCCACCAAGUCCCCCCUGCUGACCUUCCCCAGCGGAGAACCCCUGCGGUCCGAGUUGCAGUACAACUCCGCCCUGAAGAACGACACCGUCACCCCGGCCGAGCUGAACGACCUGCGCGGCACCAUCAACAACCUCCUGGACCCACCCCCUGAGGUCGCGGCGCUGGUCAACAAGCUGGACUUCGCCAUGUCCACAUACCUGCUGUCUGUGUACCGGCUGGAGUACAUGAGGGUCUUGCGGUCGCUGGAUGCCGAUCGUUUCCAGGUGAUGUUCCGGUAUUUCGAGGACAAAGCCAUACAGAAGGACAAAUCAGGCAUGAUGCAGUGUGUGAUUGCCGUAGGCGACAAGGUCUUUGAAGUCUUCCUCCAGAUGAUGGCCGAGAAGCCUAAAACCAAAGAGCAUGAGGAGGAGCUGGAAAACCACGCCCAGUUCUUAUUGGUCAACUUCAACCACACCCACAAGAGGAUUCGCCGGGUGGCUGACAAGUACCUGUCUGGAUUGGCAGAAAUGUUCCCUCACCUGCUGUGGAGCGGUCGGGUCCUGAAGACCAUGCUGGACAUCCUGCAGACUCUCUCCGUGUCCCUGAGUGCCGACAUCCACAAGGACCAGCCGUACUACGACAUUCCAGACACCCCCUACCGGAUCACGGUGCCCGACACAUACGAGGCCAGAGAGAGCAUAGUGAAGGACUUCGCUGCUCGCUGUGGGGAGAUCCUGAAGGAGGCCAUGAAGUGGGCACCCUCAGUCACUAAAUCACACCUACAGGAGUACCUGAAUAAGCACCAGAACUGGGUGGCGGGCCUGUCCCAGCACACGGGCCUGGCCAUGGCCACAGAGAGCAUCCUGCACUUCGCUGGGUACAACCGCCACAGCACCUCCCUGGGGACCACGCAGUUAACGGAGAGACCAGCUUGCGUCAAGAAGGACUACUCCAACUUCAUGGCCUCCCUGAACCUCAGGAAUCGCUACGCAGGGGAGGUGGCAGGCAUGAUAAAUGUGGCAGAAGCCACUCGCAGCGGCACGGACCUCAACCAGCUGAUGAUUGGACAGAUGAAACAUGCGCUGGACAGCGGCCAACCAGAGGCCUUCACCCAGGCCAUGUUCAAACUGGCCGCCCUGCUCAUCAGCUCCGCAGAAACGGACCCUCAGCUCCUGCACCACCUGUGCUGGUCGCCGCUGAACAUGUUCACGGAGCACGGCAUGGAGACAGCCAUUGCAUGCUGGGAGUGGCUGCUGGCUGCCCGGGACGGUGUGGAGGUCACGUUCAUGCGGGAGAUGGCGGGGGCGUGGCAGAUGACGGUGGAGAAGAAGAUGGGGCUGUUCUCGGAGGCGAAGGUGGAGGCCGACCCCCUGGCAGCGUCUGAGGAGAGCCAGCCCAUACCCUGCCCCCCCGACGUCACCCCCCACUACAUCUGGAUCGAGUUCCUGGUGCAGCGCUUCGAGAUCGCUAAGUACUCGAGUGCGGACCAGGUGGAGAUGUUCGGCAGCCUGCUGCAGCGCUCCCUGUCCCUCACCGUGGGCGGGCCCAAGAGCAGCCUCAACCGUCACGUGGCCGCCAUCGGGCCCCGCUUCAGGCUGCUGACUCUGGGCCUGGCUUUCCUCCACUCGGACGUGGUGACGAGCACCACCAUCCGCAACGUCCUGCGGGAGAAGAUCUACUCCACCGCCUUCGACUACUUCAGCGGCUCCUCUAAGUUCCCCACGCAGGGGGACAAGAGGCUGCGGGAGGACAUCAGCAUGCUGACCCGCUUUUACGCCGGCAUUCUGUCCGACAAAAAGUACCUCGCGGCCGGCCAGCUGGUGCCCCCCGAUAACCAGGACCCGACCAUGAGCAGCCUGUCUGUGCCUGUCGGGGUUAGGGUUAGGGUUGGGGGGGGGGGUCUGUUCGGUCUAUCGGUGUCCGUCACGCUCAGGGCUUAUGUUUUUACUCCAGGACUUUCAAAGAAGAGCAACCGGGGAACUCAGCUUCACAAGUACUACAUGAAACGCCGGACCCUGCUGCUGGCCUUGCUGGCCAGCGAGAUCGAGCGUCUGACCACCUGGUACAACCCGCUGUCCACCCAAGAGCUGUCGGUGCCCACCGAGCAGUCCGUGGAGACCAGCAUCGCCAACUGGAGGUCCAAGUACAUCAACCUGAGCGAGAAGCAGUGGAAGGACCACGUCAACCUGGCCUGGAGCAUCUCACCGUACCUGGCCCUGCAGCUACCUGUGAGGUUUAAGAAUUCGGAGGCCAUUGUUGCUGAGGUGACGCGGCUGGUGCGUCUGGAUCCCGGUGCGGUCAGCGACGUUCCGGAGGCGGUCAAGUUCCUGGUCACCUGGCACACCAUUGACGCCGACUCCCCAGAGCUGAGCCACAUCCUGUGCUGGGCGCCGGCUGACCCCCCCACGGGCCUGUCCUACUUCUCCAGCCUGUACCCCCCCCACCCGCUCACCGCCCAGUACGGCGUCAAAGUGCUGCGCUCCUUCCCCCCCGACGCCAUUUUAUUCUACAUUCCUCAGAUUGUUCAGGCGCUCCGGUAUGACAAGAUGGGGUACGUGCGUGAGUACAUCCUCUGGGCUGCCCAGACCUCCCAGCUCCUGGCUCACCAGUUCAUCUGGAACAUGAAGACCAACAUCUUCCUGGACGAGGAGGGACACCAGAAAGACCCUGAUAUCGGGGAGCUUCUGGAGCAGAUGGUGGAGGAGAUCACAGGCUCUCUCUCCGGUCCCGCCAAGGACUUCUACCAGCGCGAGUUUGACUUCUUCAACAAGAUCACCAACGUCUCCGCCAUUAUCAAGCCCACGCCCAAAGGGGAGGAGCGUAAGCGGGCGUGUCUGAAAGCCCUGUCCGACAUCCGGGUCCAGCCUGGCUGUUAUCUACCCAGCAACCCAGAGGCGAUUGUGCUGGACAUCGACUACAAGUCCGGGACUCCCAUGCAGAGUGCUGCGAAGGCCCCUUACCUGGCCAGGUUUAAAGUCAAGCGCUGUGGGGUGAGCGAGCUGGAGAAAGAAGGGCUGAGCUGCCAGUCUGACACCCUGGAGGAGAACGAGGAGGCGGGAGCAGGGGCAGGGAGGGUGUGCUGGCAGGCAGCCAUCUUUAAAGUGGGCGACGACUGCCGACAGGACAUGCUGGCGCUGCAGAUCAUCGGCCUGUUUAAGAACAUCUUCCAGCUGGUGGGGCUGGACCUGUUUGUGUUCCCCUACCGCGUGGUGGCCACCGCACCUGGGUGCGGCGUCAUCGAGUGCAUCCCGGACUGCAAGUCCCGUGACCAGCUGGGGCGGCAGACGGACUUCGGGAUGUACGACUACUUCAGGAACCAGUAUGGCGACGAGUCCACGCUGGCCUUCCAGAAGGCGCGGUACAACUUUAUCCGCAGUAUGGCAGCCUACAGCCUUCUGCUCUUCCUGCUGCAGAUCAAAGAUCGGCACAACGGCAACAUCAUGCUGGACAGCAAGGGUCACCUCAUCCACAUUGAUUUCGGGUUCAUGUUUGAGAGCUCCCCUGGGGGGAACUUGGGCUGGGAACCGGACAUCAAGCUGACGGACGAGAUGGUGAUGAUCAUGGGUGGGAAGAUGGAGGCCACACCCUUCAAGUGGUUCAUGGAGAUGUGUGUGCGUGGUUACCUGGCAGUUAGGCCCUACAUGGAUGCUGUUGUUUCCCUGGUAACGCUGAUGCUGGACACCGGGUUGCCGUGCUUCCGAGGACAGACCAUAAAGCUGCUCAAGCAGAGGUUCAAUCCCAACGCCAGUGAGAAGGAGGCCGCAGCUUUCAUCAUUAAAAUCAUCCAGAGCUGCUUCCUCAGCAGCAGGAGCAAAACCUACGACAUGCUGCAGUACUACCAGAAUCAGAUCCCGUACUAGCACCCAGUUAAGGACACGCUCCAACCCCCUUCGGUGUUUUCCCAAACCAAAAUCACUUUGAUAUACUCCGAUAAUCUGCACUUUAUAUAUUUAAUAUUUCACAGACCUUCGUUAGCCCUUUCCUAGAAUUUAAAACAGUGAAUUACAUGUUAGGUCAGACUCAUGCUCUUUCAUUCGAGGGCUAAAAGUCUGGGACAUUUCCCCGGCAUCCCAGAGCUGUUUACUGUAUCUGUCUGUGGUAAAUGGGUAUUUUGAAAAGGUGUUGUUCUAUUUUUCUUUCUUUUUUAACUUAUUAUUCUUGAAAUUUCAUUUUUUAAAGUCGAUGUGUGUAUUUUUGGAAUGCAGGUGUUUGUAUAGCAAGUUUUAUCCUUAACUUGAAAACUUCAGGACUGGGUUUAGUUUGUGUCACCCAAGAAGCCAUUUCUGAGUCCCCUUGUCUGUGUGUCUGUGUCCCGUGUCUCUGUGUCUGUGCCCCAGUGUCUGUGUCCCUUAUGUCUGGGUCUCUGUGUAUGUCCCCGUGUCUGUCCCCAUGUUUGUGUCUCUGUGUUUGUGUCUGUGUCUUUGUGUCUGUGUGUCUAUGUCCCUGUGUCUGUGCCCCAGUGUCUGUGUCCCUUAUGUCUGGGUCUCUGUGUAUGUCCCCGUGUCUGUCCCCAUGUUUGUGUCUCUGUGUCUGUGUCUCUGUGUCUGUGUGUCUAUGUCCCUGUGUCUGUGUCUGUGUCUGUGUCCCCCGUGUUUGUGUCCCUGUGUCCCCAUGUCUGUGUCCCUGUAUCUGUGUGUGAAGGACCCGCUAGGUUAAGCUAAGCGUUGAUCUCCUAAUGCAGUUUUUUCCUGAUUAAAUGUACGUUUCCCUGACUGCCUGCUAAGAGCUGUUCUGUGUUAGGGUUCAUGGGGUUUGCUGCAUGUACAUCCCUGGCUGUGACUGUGGAAAAACAUUUAAAUUUCUAUUUUUGAGAUAUGGUUAGAGUACAUGUUAUAAUAAUAGUACCUUAUCUGGUAGAUUCAUAGGAAUGAAAGAUUUUAAAAAUGAACACCAAUUUCAUGCAGUGUGUCUAAUAGAUUUAUACAGGACAGAUACUGCACUGUGGACAGGAGAGAAAACAAUCCAAAUCAUCAUUUGCUGCAAAUAAGUAGAAUCCAUUUGAGUAAUUUUACAUUUUUGGUUAUUGGUGUUUUUCCUCUUUGUGUAAGUUUCUGAUAACUGUGCGAGCUGAGACUCAGGCUUCUCAGAGAAGUCAAACCCAAGACCGGGACUUAAUGCAAAUUAGCGUUGGAAUUAGAGUUCAGUUCUGAACAGAUGUGGAGCCAGGAGCCUGAGCUGUGCUGUGCUGUUUCUGAAGGAGAGGGAAGUUUUAUCUAAGUGCAGCUCUGCUGUGUCACAGAAUGCAUUUUUUGGUUAUCCGGUGUAGUACUGAUGUAGUAUUACCUCUAUAGCACUCAUGAGUAAAGUGUGCUUAUUGUGUAUGUAGUGAAGUAUGCUCAUCAGUAAAGUAUGCUUAUUGUGUAUGUAGUGAAGUAUGCUCAUCAGUAAAGUAUGCUUAUCGUGUACGUAGUAAAGUAUGCUCAUCAGUGAAGUAUGCUUAUCCUGUACUAGUAAAGUAUGCACAUCAGUAAAGUAUGCUUAUUGUGUACUUUACUGGGCACAUUUCCAAGUUGUUCCCACAAGAUAAGUGUUAGAGCAUGUUUAUGACAAAGAGGAAAGUUAAUCUGUUACAUGACAACACAGAGCACGCACUUACUGUGGAAAAGUGAGAAAAAGAUGUAAAAAUGUGGGAAAUUGCGAAGAUGAGGAAAAAUAUGGAAAAUGUGGGAAAUGUCAGUGAAUGUUGGGCGGAAUUCUGGAAUGAUAUGGUUGUUUUACAUGAGCACAUUGGUAUAUUAAAUUAUAAAAAAACAUGAUGAAUAAAUUCUCCACUCAGAUUUGAGGCAUGGAAAUGUGUGUAAAGCAGGCUGGUGUGUGAAACUGGCAUUCUGAGUGGGUUUAGAGCAGCUCAGUGGACUCAGUGUGCAGAUGUGAUGCUGCUUUGAGCAGCUGCUGUCUGUCUGUCUGUCUGUCUGUCUGGGGCAUGGUGCUUUAUAAACGUAAUGUUAGAAUUCACUGGUCUGUUCAUAAGUGGCUGUUGGCUCACAGUGGCCUGUGGGCUGCUAGCACUGUGAGGAAAUGGGGGAAAAUCUGGGAUUUAAAUUUUGUAACUGAGUGGAAACCCUGUCAGUGGAAUUUUAUUUAAAGAUAGACUUGAAAUUAAAAAAAGAACAAAUG
This is a messenger RNA of Anguilla rostrata (American eel), 8549 nucleotides long. Its product is annotated as phosphatidylinositol 4-kinase alpha-like. Gene Ontology annotation, cellular component: plasma membrane; cytoplasm. The transcript is spliced from 56 exons. The coding region runs from base 59 to 6292 and encodes 2077 amino acids. Lineage: Eukaryota; Metazoa; Chordata; Actinopteri; Anguilliformes; Anguillidae. Gene Ontology annotation, biological process: phosphatidylinositol phosphate biosynthetic process; phosphatidylinositol-mediated signaling. The record is from RefSeq and is a predicted model, not a curated record. Gene Ontology annotation, molecular function: 1-phosphatidylinositol 4-kinase activity.